Messenger RNA from Daldinia loculata, 2512 nucleotides. RefSeq names its product cytidine deaminase-like protein. The coding region runs from base 695 to 2191 and encodes 498 amino acids. Gene Ontology annotation, cellular component: nucleus; cytoplasm. Gene Ontology annotation, molecular function: tRNA-specific adenosine-34 deaminase activity. The transcript has 2 exons. NCBI's taxonomy places the organism in Eukaryota, Fungi, Ascomycota, Sordariomycetes, Xylariales, Hypoxylaceae. The record is from RefSeq and is a predicted model, not a curated record.
AGUGCAUACAUGUAAGGCUAAAGUAGGUAGGACCCUGAGAUUUAUAGAGGCUCUAUCGAUAAACCCCACCAAGAAAUUUCUCUGUAGGCAGGUACGACCCACCUCUAUAUUCAUGAAGUGGAUCAACAGCCCGUACCUGCAAGGCCUGCAAGGGUUCAACUUUAACUCAUCACCUACUUUCUACACUCAAAACACAACAACAGAGCAACUACAAGCUUCCUCAAUCAUCCAUACGUAAAAUACUGACAUACCACACAGGCCUAGUAGAAACCGCGACGGUUCGAAAUCGGACAGUGCUUUUCGAUCGACCUGAGAAUCGCGCGGUUCUUGGCUUCCUCGACCUAGAAACGAAUAAAUCUUUGGCAUCUUCCCAGAGCGCGGCCUAUGCCUCUCCACCAGUCUAUGCAUUUCCCGACUUCCCAGCACAAUGCUGAGAUCUCUCACAUCAACCUCAUUUUUGAUCAAUUCUCUCGUUUAAUCUGAUCCUGCUGGAUCCAUAGAUUCUUGGAUUUCGGCUGGCCAUCGCUCUAAUUACUACAUCAACGUCGCAGUUCCUACAGAUUGCCUUGUUGCCUGCGCCUACACUCAACCCUUUCUUACCUCAAACUUGCACUUAAUAGGUGGUCACCCUUCUACAGUCUAGCUCAACUCGGCACCUAAACAAACUUGACGCCUUGUCUCGGGGGUUACCGCUAUGAGCGAUUCCAUGAAGGAAGUUGUCGAGGCGCUCGACCCCGUCUCCCGACAUCUUAUCCCUCCCGAUAUUGCCUUAGGAACUCUAGUACCUCUUAAGACCAUACUCGAACUAAGAGACAACCUUUCUCUCGGCUUAGCCUAUGUCACGCGAGCUCCCAAUAAAGUCACUAACGAUGUUGUCAAUAUUGCCCGAGCUCUAGCUGGUGAUGAUGCAGCUAAGAACCUCCCUCACCUCCGUCGGUGCGUCAAGCCUGCCGACAUACCACCUCAUCUCAAGACCCAGUUCAUGAAUGAAGGCAAUGGGCGACAGGUUCAUCUUGGUAAAUCCAACUGGCUUUACAUCGUGCUUGGUCCUAAGGAUGAGAUGUCCUACGACGAACUAGUGAAAGGUCUCGCCAACAUUGAUGACAUUAGGGAUGACAUCUUUGUAGGGACGAUCCCUGUUCCUUUAUUGGCACCCACCUCUCAGGUCCAGGCCAACAUGUGGUCACAACAGUUCUGGCAGACUGUCUACAGGAAGAACAACCCCCUUGGCCCUCACCCAAGUACUAUCUCUCGAACGGAGGCGGUUGUCUCUCGCGACGCCUCCGUAUGGAUGACCUUGGCGCACCAGAUCGCCAAAAAGUCACAGGAAGCCGGUUACGGAGAGCCUAUCGGCGCCGUUAUCGUCAAGCGUACGAUACCUGGAAAGAAUGAGUUUGGAAAACAAACCGCCCCAAAAGAAGGCUCUAGAGAGUCCGACUUUUCUAACGGCGAGGGUGCAGGGGCCGACGGUGACAAUUGCAAUCCUCAUCCCCAAGCUGCUGGAGGUGUGAAUGGAAUUACACACAGUGCUGCUGAGGUGCCUAAUGGUAUCGUACAGGACGUCAAACAGCCGGAUGCCUCAAACUUAGAGGCCCAAGCCCAGGACUCUACCAAAUCGGAUCCCGAGGCAAAAGAGACGACCCAGAUUGUCGCCAUCGCAGCCGAUGCUCGCUGGCACCAGCAAGAGAAGACGGGACGUAUCGGAAACCCCAUGGCUCACGCAGCACUCAGGGCUAUCAGCAUGGUAGCACAGAAGCUAGUGAGAGCUGAGGAUCGACCCAAGUCUGAACAAAAGAUGGUGGAAUUUGAGGCCUUCCAAGACAAGCCUCUACUUAGCGACGAGCAGUUAGUAUUCGACGAAGACCACCCCUGCCCUGAUGGUUACCUCUGUCAUGAGCUUGAGCUGUAUAUGACCCACGAACCGUGCACAAUGUGUGCCAUGGCAAUUUUACAUUCCCGAAUGGGCAGGAUCGUCUUUCGCCAUCGUAUGCCGCUAACAGGUGGUAUGAGCUCCGAGGAUCGAGGCUACGAUGCGUGCGGAGCCUCUGGUGCUUGCGGGGAAGGCUCGUGUGGUGGCGGUCAAGGCCUUGGACUCCACUGGCGCAAGGAGUUGAACUGGACUCUCCUAGGCUGGGAGUGGGAAUCGGACAGUAUUGAGAGCUUACCAGUCGAGGCGCACCUGCACGCAUAAAUAUUUUUCACUAAUCCCCCUACGCAUCCAUGGAGUUUGGUUUUGAGGCAAGCAGAGGAAUUAGGUAGUCCCCUUGCCGGAAUUGGCAUUACUGAAAGGCGCGGCGUCUCAUGGUUAGGUGGUUAUGAAGGGAACUACACUUAGGGCAUCAUAUGCAUCCCGUUUUAUUCAAGACAUUUUAUGUAUAAGUUGGACCGCGAACCUGAUCAGCAUAGGCAAGUCCUUGAUGGCGGACGUCAAAGGAUAUUCGUUGUAUGUUUUUGGACCGACGCUAGAUCGUCAUGUAGGUAUGCUAUACCCAAUCGCAAGAAAUUAUGAAAA